This is a messenger RNA of Torulaspora globosa, 1566 nucleotides long. RefSeq lists its product as uncharacterized. The coding region runs from base 1 to 1566 and encodes 521 amino acids. Gene Ontology annotation, biological process: transmembrane transport; carbohydrate transport. The record is from RefSeq and is a predicted model, not a curated record. The transcript has a single exon. Lineage: Eukaryota; Fungi; Ascomycota; Saccharomycetes; Saccharomycetales; Saccharomycetaceae. Gene Ontology annotation, molecular function: carbohydrate:proton symporter activity. Gene Ontology annotation, cellular component: membrane.
AUGUUUGGGCCGACUUACAGCGUAACCAAAAUUACGUGUAUCGUGGCAAUAUGUGGCUUUAUUAUGGGGAUGGACGUCACUUCAUCGUCGGUAUUCCUGGGUAAGGAUCACUUUAUCGAGUAUUUCAACCACCCCAGUCCAAUAUACCAGGGGCUUCUUACGGCAGCAAGUCCGCUUGGUGGCCUUUGUGGAUGUAUCUUAUUCAAUUGUCUUGCAGGGAAAUUAGGCAGGGUUGACUUAUUCCGAGCUGGUUUGGCUCUUUGGGUCAAAGGAAGCUUUAUAGGACUAUUCUCAUUGAAUUUAUGGUUGGUAAUUCUGUCAAGAUGGGUCAAAGGUCUUACGGUGGGAAUGUUUUCAAUCUUGAUUGCUGCGUAUGUUGCGGAAGUAAUUCCAAAACAUAAAAAAGGCCGGACAAUGGCAUUGGUCCAGUUAGCAUUUUCCUUGGCUAUGUUGACAAUUUACUACCUGUGCGUCUUACUGGACUCUCUUGGAUCACCCUUGUCCUUCAGAGUUGUCUGGGGAUUGGAGAUGACACCUGCUGUGACGGUCCUUGCUUUGACGAUGUGGCUUCCAGAAUCACCAGAAUGGUUGACGCUUCACGGCGACUACAUGAGAGCAGAGGAGAUACAAAACCGCUUGGCUGCACACCACAACAAAUCCAGUGACGGAACAAAAGUAUCCUUGUACAGCAAACUGGAACUGGCUUGUAUUUAUGGGAGUAAGGCUGACGGAUUCGGCUACUUGGACCUGUUCAGAAAGAACUGCUGGAGACAAACACUUAUGGGUUCUACUCUGCAAUUGCUGAUACAAUUCAGCGGAAUUAAUAUUGUAAUGUAUUACAUCAUUUUCCUCUGUGAUAUGAUCGGCCUCCAAGGAACAGUUCGACUUGUUUCAGCUUCUAUGCCUUAUCUCAUAAACGUACCACUGAAUAUAUUACCAAUUAUCAUUUCGGAUCAUGUCAAGAGGAAGGAUCUGACACUAGCGGGUGCUUUUCCGUUAAGCAUCAUUAUGCUAAUUCUUGGGACUACGAUGGCAUGCAACGGGAAACGGGUCCCGCCCAUAAAUGGCAACAAGUCAUUGAUCUGGGCAAUUGACGAGAGCGUAGGUUCGCUAGUCCUGGGUCUUUCGUUCUUAUUUGUUGCAGUGUUUACAAUUACUCUAUCCAGCGGACCAUGGAUAUACACCAACGAGCUGUUACCGACAAAGGCCAAACACAGAGGCCUCGCCGUUUGCAUGCUUGUGGGAUGGACUGCAAAUUUUUCGCUUACUUUGCUGGGACCUGUCAUGCUGGCAACUAUUAGCUGGGGGACUUUCAUACUUUUAGGCACUGCUACAUUUACCAUUUCGAUGGCUAUUCUGCUCUUUUUUCCCGAUACGAAGGACUUGACGCCGGAGGAGAUCGACCAUCUCUACGAUAAGAGCUCUCAAGAUGUGGCAGCGUCAUCCAGCUGCAAAGAAGACCUUGAAAAUAAUUCGCCCGAUUCUUCAUGUGUCGCCCAAGCAGAAGCUGGUUCCGAAGCGAUUAAAAUGCUGAACGAGGACAAAGCAGUCGUUCAGCCCGAAUGA